Messenger RNA from Botrytis byssoidea, 1272 nucleotides. RefSeq lists its product as uncharacterized. The transcript is spliced from 4 exons. NCBI's taxonomy places the organism in Eukaryota, Fungi, Ascomycota, Leotiomycetes, Helotiales, Sclerotiniaceae. The coding region runs from base 1 to 1272 and encodes 423 amino acids. The record is from RefSeq and is a predicted model, not a curated record.
AUGCGUUUUCAGUUAGUAGCUCUCGUCUUCUUUGCUUCAACUGGCCUGGUCAAGGGCCUAAAUGGAAGGAGACACCAGGAAAUCCACAAACGUGCCACGGCAACGAGCGGCGAUGACACCAGUCUUACCCUUGCACAAAACGCCAUUGCAAGCGGCUCAUUCAGUGACGGACUCACUGAAAUUGGUGGUAAUGAGGCGUUCGAGGUCGCUUCUGCGACUUCACAAAACAACUUCAUAAACUUUUGCGCAGGAGAAACUCUUACCAAUGGUCUUCAGAUUGUAACAGGAUCUUGUAAUGGAAUCCCGAUGGGUCAAAUUCCCGCGAAAAACAAAAUGAUGUCGUCGAUCAUUACAUUCCCUUUGGCUGGUAGCGCAACGAUAAAAUCUGAUACGACAUUCAAUAUUACUGUUCAAAUGUCCAACAUCACUCCAGGUUCCUUUUCUAAUGCGGAUUCCACUUACUUCUCUGCUCCACAGCAGCUUGAUUCAUCCGGAAUAGUGAUUGGGCAUACACACGUAACCGUGCAGGAUAUGGGGUCCAGUCUCAACCCCACUGAAACUUUGGAUCCCACUCAAUUCGCCUUUUUUAAGGGUAUCAAUGAUGCUGGAAACGGCCAAGGACUUCUUUCGGCUACUGUUAACGGCGGCUUACCGGCUGGUAACUAUCGUGUAUGCACGAUGGCUUCAUCAACUAAUCAUCAACCUGCAAUCAUGCCGGUUGCCCAGCGAGGUACAGCAGAUGAUUGUACUAAAUUUACUGUCAUCGGAUCCGGAACUAUAGCAAAUGCUGCGUCUAAUAAUGGUUCUGGUGGUCAAGCGGCUGCAGCUUUAGCAGCUAGCGCAGUCGCGGCCGGUUCGGAAAACACCAACCCAGUGGCAAGCUCCUCCGCAAGGUCGAUAAAAUCAGCUUCAUCUUCUUUCUCUGCAGCGAAAGCGUCCAAAACUACCGCUUCCAGCAUCGCAAAAAGUGUACCUUCCAUUACAUUAUCAUCGGUACCUGCCUCGAGUAGCACAUCACCUGCCACCUCUUCUUCUGCAGGCUCCUCGGCUUCCGCACUAGGAGGUAUAGCGGCACCACCUAUCACCAACAGUGGAGAUUCAGCUCGUCCUUUCUCGGUCAAUGGUAAUACAUUUGUGAAUGAAGCUGCCGCUUUACAAAGAAGUUGCGAUAUACAGUUCAAUGCAUGUGCGGAUGCAUUCAAUGGUGGGAAAGCAAAUGGUUUUAGCAUGAGUGACUGUCAGACGCAAGAGAAUUCAUGUCUAGCUGGGUAG